CACAUCGCUGAUCUGGGGAGAGCUAGCGUCAUUUGGACGCUGUGGGGGGAAAGAAUGUGUAAAGUGAGAAUGCUGCGAGAGCUGGUGAAGCAGCGACUCAACGUGGCUAUCGAGGAGAUCUUCGAACUGUUCGACGAAACCCUAGCGGAGUACGAGGAGGAACUUUGUCGCACGAAAGCGGAGAACGUGCGACAACGCGAACUCCUGGAUGCUGUUCUCAAACCUCAAGUUGGAGUCCACUCAACAGGUUUGCUGGACCGUUUUCAUCUCACGUGUUCAACAGCUAGACAUCCAGCAGGUGUUGGUGGAGCAUCAAGAAGAGGUUCCUUCGGCGCAGCGGGAGUGGCGCGCCAAUCUGGAGGAGGAGCUAGCAGAGCCCCCUCGCAUAAAAGAGGAAGCGUGGAGCAGUCGGGAUAGCGAGCGGCUUCCGGCGCUGGAGGAUGAGGAGGCUGACGUGACCGCCUUUGCGCUGACCGGCGGCGGCGGCGUGGCCGUGAAGAGUGAAGACGACGGCGGCGGCGGCGGCGAAGCUCUGCGGCUUCAUCGCGGUCAAAGCGAGCGCAGCAGAAAAGCGGAUGGAGGAGGAUCAGACAUGGACGGCAUGAUGUCGCACUCUUCCGAAACUGAUCACAGCGACCACGCCGAAGAAACUUUGGUUCAGAACUCCCAAAGGGAUACCGGACACCACGCAGACAACAAACAGUUCAAGUGCUCUGAAUGCGGCAAAAGGUUCGCGCACAAGGGAAGUUUGAAAAUCCACAUGAUCACGCACACGGGAGAGAAACACUUCGCUUGCUCCUUUUGCGCCAAAACCUUCUACUUAAAGCAUCACAUGAACAGACACAUGCGAAUUCACACGGGGGAGCAUCCCUACUCCUGCUCGGUUUGCGCUAAGGGCUUCCGAGAUAAAUACAAACUCAUCAACCACAUGAGGACGCACGCGGCUGAGAAACCUUUCGCCUGCUCGGUUUGUACGAAACGUUUCUCCAGUCGGGAAUGUCUGGCGUUGCACGUGACGACACACGCGGCAGAGAACGCUUCGGCCUCGAGCGGCGCCCGUCCUGUUCCGUCACAAGUCGCUAGCAACUUUGCCCCGCUUUCGGACGUGGACGACGAUGACGGCGACGCUAUGUCUCCCUCUUCUGAUACGGAUCACAGCGACGACGCCAGUAAGAAGCCCGAAGGCGACGGCGACAGCAAUGACUUCAUCUGCUCCAAAUGCGGGAAAACCUUUUACCACAAGGGGCAUCUGAACAGACACAUGAUAACGCACACCGGGGAGAAACCUUUCGGUUGUUCGUGUUGCACCAAACGAUUUACCCGCAAGUCCGAUCUGAAGGUACACGUCCAGGUCAAACACACAGGCGACAAGCCCUUCGAGUGCAGCGUUUGCGCCAAAACGUUCCCCGUCAAGAGAUAUCUGAUCACGCACAUGAGAAAGCACAACGCCGGUCUCCCGUUUAGCUGCCCGGCGUGCGGGAAAGGUUUCUCUGCGAAAGAAGAAUUGGAAACGCACGUAGCGACGGACGCCGAAUGCGGAGGAUCGCAAGCGGACGACACGACGCCGCACUCUUCGGAACCGGAGCGCAAUAAGAACGCCAAACGCGACGCCGCGCAACACACGGGCUUCAUCUGCUCCGAGUGCGGCAAGUCGUUCGUCCAGAAGGCCACUUUGAACCGACACAUGCGAAUCCACACCGGGGAGAAACCUUUCGGCUGCACGGUUUGCGGCAAACGCUUCUCCCGAAACGGCGAUUUGACCAUCCACGUGAGAACGCACUCGGCGGACAAACCUUUCAACUGCACGCUGUGCGCCGAGUCCUUCUCCCUCAAGCACUACCUGAACGUACACAUGAAGAGACACUUUGCCGACAAGCCGUUCGCUUGCUCCGUGUGCGCCAAACGCUUCAACACCAAAGCGCACCUGAAGACGCACAUGAAGAGGCACACGGGGGAGAAACCCUUCAGCUGCGAAGUGUGCGGCCGCUGCUUCUUCUGCAAGCGCGACGUCAGGACGCACAUGCGGACGCACACCGGCGAGAAACCCUUCACGUGUCCCGUGUGCAAAAAAGGCUUCUCCACCAAAACGUACGUCUCCAUGCACAUGAGGACGCACACCGGGGAGAGGCUGUUCAGCUGCGACGCCUGUCACAAAAGAUUCACCUUCAAGACGCAAGUCUACAGUCACGUGUGCACCGGCUACAAAAACAGCAAUAACGACACUGCGGGAAUUUAAACGCUGUGACAGACUGUCAAUCUCUUUCAAGUACCGCAGUGCUUUGUAGAUAUUUGUUAAACGUGUUGGCAGCACCUUGGCGUAGCGGUUAUGCCAGCUGACCUGCGUUGAAAAGCAGAGUACACACUCAACUGGUCAAUUAUAGAGACAGACAAUCCUAACAAACCUGAACAAAAUCUGGCAAAUAUGUGAUUAAAAUCAUGUAGAAAGGUGCAAUAAAAAAAAACAUCCAGCAAACCAAUCUAACAAAAACAUGAACAAAAGUGUUUCCAAAAAUGGAAAACAAAAAUCAGACAGUAAUCUGUUAUGAUUAUUUUUUUUUUUUUUCAAGGGGACAAAAAGUACAAAAAAAACCCAGACAGGGACAAAAGAGACAACACUUUAACAAAAAAGACAAUCAAUCAUAAAAAGAAAUUUACCAUACCACACAAAAAUAUGCCGAAUUUAGGAUUUUUUUAAAAUAAAUUGGGCAAAAGCGUCGACAUUUUUUUUAAGAAAACAUGAAAAGAAAAUUUCAAAAUCCGACAAACAAACCGAGUAAAGAAAGUACAAAAAUAUUACAAGAAUCAGACAGACUUUUCUAUGUGAUUUUUAAAAAGCAGACAAAAAAAAUAUAAAAGUCUAUCAAAAAACUGACACAAAUCUGGCAAAAAAAUACAGCAAAAACUUUGACAAAAACAAGUUCAAAUCAAGCAAAAAAUGAGGGCUAACUGAUACAAAUGUGACUUAAAAAAACAGACAAAUCGGGGGGGGGGGGGGGUAAUAACCUAUAAAAAGCUUACAAAAACUUGGAAAACAUGACCAUUAAAAAGCAGCCCCCCACCCCAAAAAGGACAAAAAGCUGGCAAAAAUAGCAGAAAAAACAUUUGGGCUGGGGAAAAAAAUUGAACAAACUUAAAACAAAAAGGCAACAAAUCUAAACAUGAUGAAAGUCAGACACAAAAUGAUUUAGACUCUGACAUGAACACACAGCAAAUUAGAAUUGAACAGAACGGAACAAAAAUGACAUGGUGACAUUCACUGCUGUAAAUAAACUCCGGCGGGGGUGUGAGUGUGAACGCUUGUUUGUCUCUGUGUGCCCUGCAAGGGGCCGCCCGAAUGAGGACGAGCGCAAAACAAAAUCCGACCCCGUGUGUCCGUAUUAAGCGUACAUCAAACUCAUGUCACCUUGUGUUCUCAUUUGAUAUUUUUAUAUCUAUAAAUGUGUGUCAUGGAUGUCAUCCCACUGUCGGUAUACUGUGAGAAAUAGCUGAAAGUAUAACUCGCAUCAAAGCUCAUGAUGUGUCCUUACGCUUCCUGUAGUUUGACUUGGUUUUAGUUGGAUUUUACAUUGACUUAACAUCUCUUUGUCCUCGUACGACUCUUUUAGAAUGUUACCUGAAACGUUGCCUGUACAGUUAAUGUUUAUGAUGGUGACAGCCUGGAGCAAAUUAAAAGAAAUGCAUUUA
Molecule: messenger RNA, 3684 nt
Organism: Phycodurus eques (leafy seadragon)
Lineage: Eukaryota; Metazoa; Chordata; Actinopteri; Syngnathiformes; Syngnathidae
Product: oocyte zinc finger protein XlCOF6-like
Exons: 2
Coding region: 209-2236 (675 amino acids)
Biological process (GO): regulation of DNA-templated transcription
Molecular function (GO): DNA-binding transcription factor activity, RNA polymerase II-specific; RNA polymerase II cis-regulatory region sequence-specific DNA binding
Source: RefSeq, a predicted model, not a curated record